Molecule: messenger RNA, 342 nt
Organism: Malurus melanocephalus (red-backed fairy wren)
Lineage: Eukaryota; Metazoa; Chordata; Aves; Passeriformes; Maluridae
Product: C-C motif chemokine 13-like
Exons: 3
Coding region: 1-342 (113 amino acids)
Biological process (GO): cellular response to type II interferon; neutrophil chemotaxis; cellular response to tumor necrosis factor
Cellular component (GO): extracellular region
Molecular function (GO): chemokine activity; CCR chemokine receptor binding
Source: RefSeq, a predicted model, not a curated record
AUGGAGGGCAGCCGGCUCUGGGUGGGCUCCGGGGACAGGUGCUGGUGGAUCCCAGGGCUGGACAUGAAGAUCUCCCCACUCCUGCUCGUCCUGCUGCUGGCAGCCGCCUGCGCUGCAACGUCYUUCCUCAGCCCCAGACCCACGUGCUGCUCCAAGGAUAAGUUGUCCCGUCGGAGAAUCCCCGAGUUCAGGAUCCGCGAGUACCGCUACUCAGCGUCCUCCUGCGCCCUCAGGGCCGUGCUAGUGAAGUUGGACCAUGGGGUGGUCUGCGUGGACCCACAGCAGAAAUGGUUCCAGGAGUACCUGAGCAAGCAGAAGAAACCAAAAACCCCGUCCACGUGA